CGAUUCCGGUGGUGGCGAUUUUUUUUUUUUUUUUUUCCUCGCGGGAGGUCUCGUCGGCGCGGCAGGAGGCGGUUCAGCGAGUCAAGAUGCUGCGGGGUCUGCCGGCUCUUCGUCAGGUUGCCCAGAGGACCAUCAGCACUGCUUCUCGCAGGCAUUUUGAAAAUAAAGUUCCAGAGAAACAAAAGCUGUUUCAGGAGGACAAUGGGAUUCCAGUGCACCUAAAGGGUGGGGUGGCUGAUGCCCUCCUGUAUAGAGCCACCAUGUUUCUUACAGUUGGGGGAACAGCGUAUGCCAUCUAUCAGCUGGCUAUGGCUUCGUUUCCCAAGAAGCAGGACUGACUUUAUGCACCAGCAGUGGCUUGGAUCGGUUUUGUUCAGCUCUCUAUGGACCAGUAACCUGACAAGGAGCUCUUCUUUGGGGAUCAAUAUUUAUUGACUUGUACUAACUGCCACCAAUAAAGCAGUCUUUACCAUG
Carlito syrichta (Philippine tarsier) is the source of this 474-nucleotide messenger RNA. RefSeq names its product cytochrome c oxidase subunit 7A2, mitochondrial. The coding region runs from base 87 to 338 and encodes 83 amino acids. The transcript has 4 exons. The record is from RefSeq and is a predicted model, not a curated record. NCBI's taxonomy places the organism in Eukaryota, Metazoa, Chordata, Mammalia, Primates, Tarsiidae. Gene Ontology annotation, biological process: mitochondrial respirasome assembly; mitochondrial electron transport, cytochrome c to oxygen; regulation of oxidative phosphorylation.